Moneuplotes crassus is the source of this 600-nucleotide messenger RNA. The record is from the annotation of a GenBank genome assembly. NCBI's taxonomy places the organism in Eukaryota, Ciliophora, Spirotrichea, Euplotida, Euplotidae.
GAAAUUUUAGAAAAUAAUUGAUAAUUAAUUUAUAAAAUGUUCUUGAUGGUCGAACUCGAAAGGGUCAUUAGGCUUGAGCCAAGAGACCUGGAGCCUGAACUUGAGAGUAUCAUCUCCACAAAGCUGAGCAGGAUGAUGAAGGGUACCUGAAGUGGGGAUAACGGAUACAUCAUUGAUAUUAUCUCAGUUGGAAAUAUUGGAGACGGAUUGAUUCUUGAUACAAAUGGAGAAGUUGAGUUUCCAGUAAAAUAUACAGCUCUCAUUUUUAAGCCUAACAAAGGAGAUGUGAUGGAUGGAAUAGUAACAAGUGUGACCCAAAAUUCGAUCAUCGUAACAGUAGGCCCACAGAAAGUUAUGAUCGCUCAUUCCUCAAUGCCAAGCAAUAUAGAGUAUGAUCCAUCUUCAAAGGUAUACAAAACACCUGAAAUGGAUAUAAUCAUCAAGGAAGAUGAUGAGAUCAGAUUCAGAAUUAUAGGUGUUAGUUUCUUAGCAUCCGAAAUUACUUGUGCUGGUUCGAUAGAUGAGCCAUACCUUGGUCCUAUAAACACUGGAGGGGACCCUUAAUUUGAUUAAGGACUUUCAAUUAUACUAAAAAUUUAU